Pelobates cultripes (western spadefoot toad) is the source of this 42560-nucleotide messenger RNA. The record is from the annotation of a GenBank genome assembly. Lineage: Eukaryota; Metazoa; Chordata; Amphibia; Anura; Pelobatidae.
AGUCACAGUAUAUCGUGUAUCACAGGCCGCACCCACCGCGCGCAGCUAUUACAGUGAAUACGGUACGGUCACGGAAGGCGUAUCCCGUGCUAUAAUACGGUCCGAGCAGUGAGUGCGCCCUCGGCUGAGUCCGUCACAUUGACUGGGGGUUAUUGCUCUGAGGGCGCAUUGUCUGCCUUCUCCGCGGCACUUAGCUCGCAGACAGCUCGGUAAGUGUACCUAUACCGCCCACAGCCCGGGCCUUAUCGUGUAAUACGGGCCGGCUGCCGUGUCCCCGGGGGGAGCGGGAAGGCCCAGGCGCGCGGCCCGGGCUGUGGGUAUAAACAAUGCAUUGAGCGGAGUGCCGGCCGGCCGCCCGCCGUGGGGUAUGGAGUGUAACCCUUUGUUUGCCGGAGAGCUGGCCGGCGAGGAGAGGGUUAGGGGGGAGGGGCUAUGUUUGUAUUAGCACGCUAUUGGCGGCCCCUCCCUUUUCUUCAUGUUGGUGGGCGGGGCGAGUAGAACCAUAGCGAAGUGGACGUUAUAACCCGCUCAUUCUCUUCUCUUUCCUUCCGCCAGUGGGCCGCGCGCUCCGUACUUGUUUGUUCCGCCAUUUUGGAGGAGCCGCGACGCAGCAAGGAGAAAGGCGAUCCCUGUUACCCGCCAGCUGACUGUUCACCCGCUCCCUCCUCUCAUUAGCCAUCUGUGCUGCCCGGUCCAGGCCGUCCCGGAGAAGCAGCCAUGAGUUCCCCAGUGAACGUGAAGAAGCUGAAGGUGUCCGAGCUCAAGGAGGAGCUGAAGAAGCGCAGAUUGAGCGACAAGGGGCUGAAGGCCGAGCUCAUGGAGCGCCUGCAGACCGCCCUGGAUGAGGAGACCGAGACCGGCGGCCCGGUGGCGGUCGGAGGGACCGAAGCCAACGAAGGGGCCGACCCGGAGCAAGGCGGCGGCGAGGAAGAAGAGGAGGAGGAAGAGGAGAGCAUGGAGGUCGGCGGGGAGAACGGGGGAGGAGGCGGCGGCGGGGAGGCCACAGAAGCCGCCGAGGAGGAGGAGGAGGCGGUAGCCGCGGAGGAUGAGAAUGGAGACGAUCAGGGCUUCCAGGAGGGAGAGGAGGAGGAGGAGGAAGACGAGGAGGAUGAGGGGAUCCCUGUGGGGCUGGAGGAGGAGGACGAGGAGGAAGGCGGCGAUGAGAACGGCCAGGAGAAGCAGGAGGGGGAGGCCGUACCCAGCGGGCCCAGGCCCCUCAUGGCCAUCAAGUGCGAGGAGGCCGGCGGCUCCGGGAGAAGCGGUAAGUGCCCCGGGUCUGGGGGGAGGGAGGGAGGCUGUGUGCAUGGCGGGGCCUGGCUGCUCACCGUGUACCCCCCGGUAGGCAACCUUCGCUACUCCGGUUAUCAUGGACUACAACUCCCCUGGUGCUCUGCUAACAUUGUGGCUAUAGGAGCAUUGUGGGAGAUGUAGUCCACGACAGCUGGCGUGUCGAAUCUAGCCUCCCCUUGCCAUAGUCUAAUAGCCGCGCUCCGGCUCCAUGCUAAGCCGGCUGGAGCGCCCCUGGUGGUGGCAGUCAGCACUGCCUGCUCGGCUUAUUGUUUCACUCUGGAGAGCAGCGACAUGCUGAGUCUGCCUCCAUCUUGUGUCUUCUCACUGCAGCGAGGGCUUUGUAGGCAGCCCGUAUCUCCUAUAGCACAGCUGGGCUGCUCUAACAUGGCUCUGGGAAACCUUACACCAAGCUCUGUCCAUGCACUAACUAAUUCAAUUGGCUCUCCAUUUUCAUACAUUGAGAGGAUUGUGCAGAUUCAAUUGUUGAUGUAAAUUGAGUGCCGAGUAGAUUAGAUAUAAAGCAGUGAUUGCUACGCCCAUUACACUUUUAGUAAUUGCAUUUGAAAGUCAUAUAAUCAGUAACUUGUCAUGCAUGGGAACCACAUUUGCAGCAAUCUGGUUUAGUCAGUACCAUUUAAAUUGCUUAAAUGAACGAUUAAUAUACUUUGACUGUGUACUUUCCUCUGUAGCUUUGUAUUUAUGAUACACUUCUCUGGGAUUUUUUUUUCCUUGUGGAUCUUUAAAUUAGUGUUAAAUAUGGAGGCUAUGUCCUGCAAAUGGUAGAUCUUAAAAUGCUUGACAUUUUCUCAUGUAAGUUUUAACAAAUUUGUACGUGUAAUCUAAUUUUAAACCACCUUGACUGUUUUGGUUCUGUGAAGACUGCUUUAGUAAUCAUGUCUGUCUGACUUGAGAGAAGAAAAUUGAGUUGCAUAAUCAGAGUUAGAUUCCAGGGCUCUAACUGGCUUUGAGAUGUUUGUCAGGGUGGAUUAAUUACUGUAAUUGUAGUGUUUUUAAAAUUUCAUUGCUUUUGGCACUUUACCCAUGUAUUCCCCCUAUCUUUAAGUCUUGCCAAUUUAAUUUUUUUUUUUUCCACAAGAGGUGAACAUGUAGAAAGACUCUGCAAUAUCAAAAACAAUAUUCAUAGUUAAUACGUUUCAGAACUGCUUUAAAUAUCUUUAUUUUCAUCCUUUUGAAAACAGCAGAUUCUGUGUGACUUUUGUGAAGCUUUUAUUAACUUAUUUAUUUUUUUAAAUUAAUUUAGAAGGCAAGGACCAGAAAGACAAGAAAAGAGGUGUGAAAAGGCCACGUGAAGAUCAUGGUCGUGGCUAUUUUGAGUACAUUGAAGAAAAUAAAUAUAGCAGGUGUGGUUUUUUUUUUUUUUUAUUAUUUUUUCUCUCUCAAUCUUUGCAUUGAAUCUGAUAUUUCAAACUUCAUGUUCCUUCCUUUUUGUCACAGGGCCAAAUCACCCCAACCACCAGUUGAUGAAGAGGAUGAAAAGUUUGAUGAUAGCUCGGUGCUUCUUGACACUUGUAAGUAACACUUUUCAAGUUGCACACUUUAUCAAUUUGAAAUACUCUAGUGCACUGGUUUCCAACCUAGUCCUCCAGUACAUCCUUGAUUUGUUUGGGGGUACAUGAGGACUGGGUUGGGACUAGGGCAUUUAACAUUAAUAGAAGGUCUAUGUCCCAAAACGUUUGUUUUUGUAUGUCCUUCUUUAAAACCUAGCACUGGGGUACAAUCUUACUUUCUUGACUUGAGCCUUUUCUAUUUUGCAUUAUCCUAUUUGAACCACUGCACAUGCUGACUCCUGUCACCACAAGCACUUCAUAUCACCGAAGUGGUCCUAGUGGUUGGAUUAAUCCGUUAAGUCUGCAAUGGAAAUAUUGCUGUUUUUAUAAAACUGCAGUGUUUUAUACUGUAAUCCUAAAAGUAUAGGGAUUUUUUUUCUUCAUGGACGUGCAUUACUUUAUUUCCCCACCCCAUCAAUCAAACACUUAAACAAAAAUAGAAACUAAAUAUAAAAAAAUACUUUGAAAAGUAUGUAAUUAGCAUUUAUAACCUUGGUCACCAUUGUUGGGUAUGCCUGUCAGCUACAAGGUUUUGUUUUUAGCUUUCCUCUUACAUGCAUCUUGCCCACCAACUAGUCUGCCUAUGUGCAUGUUCAUAACUAAAGGAUGUCAAGAGUGUGGAAAGCAAUAAUGGAUGCUCUGCUUACGGAAAAUAAGUGUAAUGUAUGGCACGCCUAAAUAUUUUAAUAUAAUUUUAAAAGCACAAGAUUGUUUCCCAUAUCUCUGUAGUAUGUAGUACCAAAUAGGUGCAUGGCAUCUUGUGAGACAAUUUGCAUGUAGGAAAUGAGAAAAGCAGGACCGUUUCUAUGGGAUUCUUGCAUACAGUAAUUGCCUCCCCUAAUCCUAGGACAAGCACCUGCUGUGAAUGUUUACUCACAGCAAAAGGAUGCAUGUAUUGACUUGCACAGUGCAAACAUCUUUAGCUAUCCAGACAAUCUGUAUCUCAAACUGAUUUGAACUACUUGGUACUCAGUUCAUGGUUGUGGAUUGUCUUGCUCUUAAUACUCGUAAAGGCAUCUUUAACAAACUAUGGCAUUCUAUAGGUGUUAUACCAUUCUUUUGCUCCCCCCCCCCCCCAUGUAAGUAGUCAAUUUGCUUAUGGUAUAACUUCUUACCUGGGGUUCACUCUUUGCCUUUCCCUCAGCAAUGGAGAAUGAGAAGCACCUGCUAGAUCUCAUUAGAUCCUUACCUUGUAAAGGUUUUUGUGAGCAGAAAUGUUAACUUUUUUCUUUUUUUUUUUUUUCUUUCUCUCCCCGUCUUCCACAUGUAGAUAACUGUGAUCUUCACUUUAAAAUUUCUCGUGACCGGUUAAGUGCUUCCUCUCUGACAAUGGAAAGUUUUGCUUUCCUUUGGGCUGGAGGAAGAGCUACAUAUGGUGUUUCAAAAGGCAAAGUUUGUUUUGAGAUGAAGGUAAGGUUUUAAUUUUAAAAUUGCAUUUUGUUUCAAAGUUGUCUUGUAGGGUUUUCCCCCUUUAAUAUUUACUCUUUCCAUUUCUACUCCUGUCCAGGUUACAGAGAAGAUUCCCGUAAAACAUUUGUACACUAAAGACAUUGAUACCCAUGAAGUACGUGUUGGAUGGUCUUUCAGCUCUUCUGGAUUCAUGUUGGGUAUGUAACGCAUUAGCAAUUUCAUGUAUUUGUAGAUCUUCAUAAGAUUCAGUUAAGAAGAAAAAUGCUUUUGUAUGCAGAUUGAUUAUUCCUGGCUUAAAUUGCAUACUUUGUUUGCAGUGUAUAUUCUUGCAUGAGUGAUUUACCAGCAGUUGCUGCAUGAGCUUACAUCUACAGUUCGUAGCUCUGGUACAGAGUUAAAAUGGAUUAAUUUCCCAUUAGUUGUGUAACUGAUAAGGCAGCAAUUUGCUGUGCCAAGUAUUUUGCAAUUGGUCCUGCAAGCAAAAAAGCAUAAUUUGACAACCAUAAUUUGGGGUGCAGGUUUUUUUUUUUUAAAUUUAAUUUUACACUGCAUUUCUCUUGUAGGUGAAGAAGAAAAAUCCUAUGGAUACUCAAUGAAACCUGCAAAAUUCAUAAAUGGUGUCUCUGAAGAAUAUGGAGAGAAGUAUGAUGAGAAUGAUGUUAUCACUUGCUUUGCUGUAAGUUUAAUAAAGUUAAUUUUGUUUGCUCCCUUCCCUUAAUUCAAGGAUGGAGGCAAUUCUUCACAUUCUGAAACAAAACCAUAAAUUAAAUAUAAAUAUUUUUGCUUAUAAAUUUUAAAUAUCCAGUGCCAUUAACAAAAAAGAACUGAAAAUACUUAUUGUCAAAUGUCUAGUAUGUGUGUUUAGGAUUUGUUACUGUUAUGUGUGAAGCGCCAACAUAUUCCGCAGAGCUGUACAAUUAGGGGAGCACUUCCAAUAUACACAGGGAGGGCCCUGCAUGUAAGCUGAAAUCUAGCAACUGAAACUUUUAUACAAAGUACUUGGCUAGAUGGUUUGUGCGUUUACAAUCUACAGGAUAUAAUGGGGGAUUCGAAAGUGAUGGCUAAAAAGUUGAGUUGUAGCUUUUGGUAAAAUAUAUAUAUGUGUAUGUAAUUGAAUGAGAUUCUCAAACAGCUGGAGGGAGCAUGCUAUAUAUUUAGGAGGAACGUGGGUGGAUAGUGCUAAGAAAAAUGGACAGUUUCUGGAAAUGUGGAAUGAGGCAUGUAGAACAGAGAUUAAAUAAUUAUAUGAAGGUACUUACAGCCAGGAGGAGCAAAGGAAAGAGGGGGAAGUGGAGACUAAACAAGUUGUAGAUUUAAUGAAAAGUUUAACCGCCAUAUUCUAUAUCCCAAAUUAUUAACGGUGUAUGUGAAAUCUUGGUUGAAUACAUUAAAUGACAAUAAAAGGCAUGCACAGAACUAAGUGGCAAGCUGCAGGUAUAAAAGGUAUAGUAACACAUGUUAACAAUGUAAGAAUAAAGGAGGUGGAGUAUCUUUCAAGAUUCAGUCAGUACCUGCUGAAAAAUUAAUGUUUGAUAGUUAAAGCUAUACCAAACUUACCCAUUGCAUACUCUAACUUUGCCCUUAAAAGACCAUGCUACUUCCCAAAAGCACUUUUAACCCCAGUUUAUAAAUGCUGAUUUGGAUGAAAAAUCAGCAGUUUCAUACAUUAACUAGGCUAUCAUGCAGCCUCCUUUCAUUGGCUCCCCAUAAGCUAAUGAAAGUGGCACACACUAUUUGAGCUUGCCUGUCUCUUCCCACACAGCUCUGGUUAUUUUCCCUGUGAAGAAAUUCUUUUCUGGGGUGAAAAGGGGAGUGGGCUUGCCAACGAUGCGAUUCAGAAGAUCUGCAGCUUUUGCAAGAUCAAAGAUGUACUUUAAUGCCGAUUAGUUGGCACGUAAUGACUCAUUCCAACAUCGUUAAAGAUCCCUUUUGUAUGGCAAGAAAAAUGCCAGUUGUGUUUUCACAAAUGGGUAACCCUAUUUGGCAAACAAUUUACAAACUUGAUAUAAACUUGUUGACCAACUUAUGUUAUCGUAACCUGAGGGACCCACUCAGUGUUUAACAAAGGGCAAACUAAUACACCCCAAUCCCCGUAUAAAGAGUUAACUACUUUUGCUUUUAGAAGUGAUAAGUCUGUAUGUGCAGUAUUUCUGCUUGAAAUAUUGCACCUACAGAAAUGUUACUUUUGUACCGGGGGGCUACCUGUACACUAUCUGGACUGCCUUAUAUCAGUUUAGUGCAAAAAAGUCUGUAUUUUCCACUCCUGGAAACACUGCAUGCACAUGUACUUCUAAAUGAAAGAAAGCUAUAGAUCCUGGGGUUCUCCUGUAAAUAAAAUGUUCUUUCCUCUUUUGCAGAAUUUUGAGGGUGAUGAUGUUGAGCUUUCCUAUGCAAAGAAUGGACAAGAUCUAGGUGUUGCAUUCAAGGUUGGCAAAGAUGUUCUUACCGAUGAGAGUCUCUUCCCACAUGUUCUAUGCCACAACUGUGCUGUAGAGUUCAACUUUGGUCAACUGGCAGAACCUUUCUACCCCAUUCCUGAAGAAUAUACCUUCAUUCAAAAUGUCCCACUAGAUGAUCGUGUGAGGGGCUCAGUUGGACCCGAGCAGAAGAAGGACUGUGAGGUAAGUGUACUUUGUGGUAGUGUAAUCCUUUAACUUUUUUAGUAUCUGUAAUUUAAGAUAUUCUAACAGGAAUGUGCACCAUUAAAGCUGACUUUGAAGUAAAACCCCAAGGGCAGAGUACAGAAUAAUUGAUAGUCCUAACCUCAACAUCGGAGUAUUUAGGGGUGAUAAUUUCUGAUGACUUAAAGGUAGGCAGACAAUGUAAUAGAGCAGCAGGAAAUGCUAGCAGAAUGCUUGGUUGUAUAGGAAGAGGUAUUAGCAAUAGAAAGAGGGAAGUGCUCAUGCCAUUGUAUAGAACACUGGUGAGAUCUCACUUGGAGUAUUGUACGCAGUACUGGAGACCGUAUCAACAGAAGGAUAUUGAUACUUUAGAGAGAGUUCAGAGGGCAGCUAAACUGGUUAAUGGAUUGCAGGAUAAAACUUACAAGGAAAGAUUAAAGGAUCUUAUGUAUAGCUUGGAGCAAAGACGAGACGGGGAAUAUGAUAGAAACCUUUAAAUACAUAAAAGUGAUCAACACAAUAAAGGAGACUAUAUUUAAAAGAGAAACCACAACAAGAGGACAUAGUCUUAAAAUAGAGGGGCUAAGGUUUAAAAAUACCAGCAAGUAUUAAUUUACUGAUGGGGUAGUGGAUGCAUGGAAUGUCCUUCCAGCUGAAGUGGUAGAGGUGAACACAGUAAAGGAGUUUAAGCAUGGUGGGAUAGGCAUAAGGCUAUCCUAACUAUAAGAUAAGGCCAGGGACUAAUAAAAGUAUUUAGAAGACUGGAUGGGCUGACUGGUUCUUACCUGCCUUCACAUUCUGUUUGUUUGUAUCUGCAGGUUAUUAUGAUGAUUGGUUUACCUGGAGCCGGAAAGACUUCAUGGGUUACUAAGCACAUUGAAGAGAAUCCUGGGAAAUACAAUGUCCUCGGAACAAACACAAUUAUGGAUAAAAUGAUGGUGAGUGGUUUAUUUUUUAUUUUAUUUUUUACCCAUUUGUUUGGGUUGACUUGUUCUCAAAACUUUUUUUUUUUUCUUAACUUGCAAUGCAACUACCCAUGUCUGUUUUGAUGCAGGUGGGAAAUAAGAAGCAGACUGAUGCUGGCAAGAUGACAACGUUUCUGCAAAGGGCCCCACAAUGCCUUAGCAAAUUUAUUGAGAUUGCUGCACGUAAAAAGAGAAACUUCAUUCUGGAUCAAGUAAGAACUGGAAAUAAAUCUGACAGCCACUUGACAUUGAUACAGAUUGCUUGUGCUGGUGUGUUUAUAUAUUGUUUACUUUCUUUAGACAAAUGUUUCUGUAGCAGCCCAGAGGAGGAAAAUGUGCCUCUUUGCAGGAUUUCAGCGUAAAGCUGUUGUAGUUUGUCCUUCUGAUGAGAUCUAUAAAGAGAGGACACAGAAAAAGGCAGAAGUGGAGGGAAAGGACCUCCCUGAACAUGCUGUCCUCAAGAUGAAAGGCAAGUGCUUUGACACAUGGUAACUGUUUAGGGAUUGAGUAUUGGGUUCUUAUACUAUUAGAGUUCCCUGCACAUGGGGACCAAUACAUCUGAUCCCUUUGUACAAGGUGGCCCAUGUAUGUAUGUAUAUAUGUAUGUGUAUAUGUGUGUGUGUAUAUAUGUGUGUGUGUGUAUAUAUAUAUGUGUGUGUGUGUGUGUGUGUGUGUAUAUAAUACUUUUAGCCUGUCUAUUCAGUGUUCAUAUAUGUAUUUUGUUUUUGUAUAUCCUCCGGAGACUCAGGCCAUUAACUUGUGUCCUCUAUACUUGAUAUUUCGUUCACAUGCAUCUCAUUUUAUUUUUCCGGGCUACUCUUCUGUAUCCCUGCUGUAUUGCAAAGAGGACAUUCUGGGUUUUCCAUUGAUAGGCUGGGAACUUUUCCUUUUUCAUCAAAAAUUUAUGACAUUGAAAGACUUUAUUUUUUUUUUUUAUUUUUUUUUUAUUAGGUUCUCAGGAGCAUAUGUAUCAUAGAGCGCGUUUUGUUUUUCCUGUGGUCAAUAAAGACCAUAUUUUAUUUCUAUGUAAUCUCAACUUUUUUUUAUCACUUUCUCAUGGCCCUCAAUGUAAGCACAAUUGUGGUUUUGGUUUCUAAUUUGUAUACUAAGGGUUAUCCCCUACUUUAAAGUGGGUUUUUUUUUUUUUGUUUUUUUUAAAUACCCAUUAGCUUCUUUUUAGUAUACUAUACUUUUUUUAUAGUGCUUUAAUGGUGGACAUGUAUUUAAAUAUGAUGCAAUAACAUGUUCUAGGGGUGUCUUCCAGUCAUGCUUGCAAAUGACCUCUAAAAUUUCCAUUAAACACUCCUACUGCAUGCAUUCGUGGUUUUUUGAUGCUACAGUUAUUGCAAAGACGGAGUUCCUAUCCCAUGAUAUAGUGGCAUUAUAUAUAAAUUUUAGUCCUUAUGCAAUGUAUACACUUCACUUACUACCUUCUGCAGUUAAUGAACUUUUGUUUUCCCAUACUUUCCCUUGUAGGUAACUUCACCCUGCCAGAAGCCAGUGAGUGCUUUGAUGAGAUUAUAUAUGUAGAGCUACCUAAGGAAGAAGCUGAUAAACUUCUAGAGCAAUACAAAGAGGAAAGCAAGAAGUCUCUUCCCCCAGAGAAGAAACAAAACACUGGUGUGAAGAAGAUUAACAAAAAUAAAAACCAGAAGACUCGAGGUGGCCCACCCCAUGGGCACGGCCACGGACAUAGAGGGCGUGGAAGUGGAGGAUACAAUAUGCGUGGAGGGAAUUUCAGAGGUGGAGGUAUGUCUUUGAAUAGUGUAUGGGUAGUCAUUUUAUGUGGACUUCGAAGCAGUUUUUUGCUUCAUACAAAAUUUAUUCCUGUCUGUGUGAAGGCAAAUUAAAAAAAAAAUAAAAAUCUAAAUGUCUUGUAAUUGUUGCAGCUAUUCCCCCACACAUAAAACUGUGCCUAAAACUUUAAUACUGCAAAAACCUAAAUGUAGUUGGGGUGAUGGGGCUGUAUAUGAUACUUCUUUUUUAUUUAUUUUUUUAUAUAUCAAUGGUGCACAAAUCAGUCUUUUCUUGUCUCCCUGCCUAGCAGGAAAGAACGGAUAAAAUAAAACUACAAUGGUGCUUUCUAACAAAUCUAACCUUUGAUUUACUUUACUAGCUCAGGAAGUCAAGAAAACUUUUUUUUUUUUCUUGUAUAAAUUGGUAUUUUGCAUCUUCUAUUUGUUUAGCUCCAGUAAAUCGUGGUGGAUACAACAGAAGAGGCAACAUGCCACAGAGAGGUGGUGGAGGUGGCGGUGCUAUUGGCUACCCAUAUCCCCGCGCUCCAGUUUAUCCUAACAGAGGUGGUUAUGGUAGCCGUGGUAACUUCAGCCGCGGUGGUGGAGGUGGGAUGCCAAGCCGUGGAAACUAUAAUCAGGUAACGUGUUUUAAAAAAAAAAAAAAAAAAACUUGACAUUAUCUCAAGACUUGGUGAGUUCUUUUGCAACUUAACAAGCAAAGGUGAACAAGAAUAUAAUACAAAUUAGUUUUCCUUGUUCUCACCCUUUGUAUUCCUAACUCUAAAGUGCUUCAAAGUAUUGAGAUCAUCAGGGGCCCUUGGAUCACAGUAAAGUUGGAGUCUUUGGUUUAGUUUCUCCCACACUAUGCCAAUCUAGCUGGUUCUGCUUCUGUAGCCAAGGUCACUAAACCAUAGCCAAUAAAAUGUAUUACCAUAGGAAAACAUUGGGAGACUAUUGUGCAUGCGUUGAACAACUCCAUGCCACUCAGAGAUGCAUUAAAUCAUACUAGGCGGCAAUGGAACGUUGCAUUAUUCUUUCUCCUUAAAAGGCAUUUAUAUUUAAAGGACCACAGAGACAUGCUUUAGACACCAAAACCACUGCAUUAAGCUGUAGUGGUUCUGGUGUCUAUAGUAUCCCCCUAAUGCAUAAAGGCUUCUAAAGUUGUCGGGUUUUUGUUCUUUGGAGACUGCUUAAUUGUCACUUUUUUUUUUUUUUGACUACUUUUACGGAUGCACAAUUUGUAGUAGUAAAUUCCGGUCUACACUCUUUAAAUGGAAAGAACAUUUUCAAACGUGUACAUAAAUUUUGUAUGGGUGCUUAUUGCUUUAAUUAUUCCGUAGAACUUCAGAGGAAGAGGAAACAACCGUGGCUACAAAAACCACUCUCAGGGCUACAACCAGUGGCAACAGCAGGGUGUAAGUAUUUCAAUCUGUAACUGGAAAACACUGCUUAUUGGGUUUUUCAUUUUAUAUACUAAAACAUCAAACACCUUGACACACUUGCCUCUAGCUUUGGCUUCCCCCCCCCCCCUUCUGAAUAAUCCACAUUUGUCAUUUACAUUUUGAUCAACUUUUAAUACUAGAUUUCUUGGUAUCUAGUCUAAAUCGGGCUCCUAGUUACACUUGUGAGAUGAGCCUGUAUCUUAUGUUGCACAUAAUCUAAACAAUUCUUAUUGGCGAAUAAGCUUAAAAGCUUGUUAACGUGUUAAUAUUUACCCCUUUUUCUAAUUGCAGCAAUACUGGGGUCAAAAGCCAUGGAGCCAGCAGUACCACCAAGGAUAUUAUUGAAUACCCAAAUAAAAAUGAACUGAUACAUAUUUCUCUUCAAAACCUUCACAAGAAGUCGACUGUUUUUUCUUUAGGCUAACAUUUUAAAAACAUUCCACAAGAGGAAGUGCCUGCGGGUUCUUUUUGGGUUUCAUUUUUUUUCUUCCUUUAGUUAAUAAGGGUUUGCAUUCAUUUUAUUUUUAUUUUUUCCACUUCAUACAUUUUUAAUUGCAGUUUUAAAGUGAUUCUAAAGAACCUCAGCAUUGUGCACGAUAAGAGAAUGUGUCAGUAUUUAAGGGUUCUACAUUUUUAUCUGUAAUGUGAUAUAUUUUUUUUUAUUAUUUUUACUAUAACAGAAGUAAAGAUGUUGCUUUGUACCUGGUGUCUGUUUAUUAAGGAAUAUGCUCCCGAAGUUGAAGCAUUUCUAGAUGGGAUUUGUGAAAUUGUUUAAAUCUUGGCAUCCAGAUUAUGUAACUACUUAGUGGCUCUUGGUGACUUUUUUUUUAAUUUUUUUUUUUUUUUUUAUGGAACUGUAAUUAUGCACCAUCUUUUCUAUAGAUAGUAGUGGGAAAUGUCCUGGGUGCAGAAUAAGUGGGAGUAAAUUCAAAGCAAAAUAGUGAGGGUGAAGUAGCUCUUAAAUGUAUUGCUUUAUCUGUGGAAACCGCAGAGACUUUAACUUGUGAAGGAUCAACACCAUUUUCUCCAUUUGUUAUGCAUUUUGACUCUGCAAGUAUAGGCUUGACUGCCUGUUUCUUAUUAAAUUAAAACUUGUUGUAAAUCUAGUUGUCCUAUGGGAUCUAUAUGAAGUUAGCCGUGUCUUUUUGUAUCUCCACUUCCCCCUACCCUUUUUAAUUUGCCUAGUGUGCUUGUAGUUGCACCAUCUCUGUAAACUAAUGAAAUUGUGAGUUACACUUAGUAUCUUGGAAUCAUGUCAGUUCUUUAAUUUGUUUAAUGCCAGCUUGCCUCUAAAGAGACAAGCAGAUAACAUACGUAGUCCUUUAUUUGCAAUAAAUAAAAGUGAAUUGCAUACUCCUGUUUGGGAUUGUCACAUAAAAAGCAAAUCCCCAACCCCCUACAUCUGCCAUGACUGCAUUUUGAUUAUACUUGACUACAAUAAAGAAAUCACAGGUAUGUGCUGUUGUCCAAAAAAGCUCUCUCCACUAUAAACUAGUGGAUUGGGAUUCUGUCCACUUUCAGCAGCUUGGCCUUGGUCCGUAUGCACAUCUCUAAAGGCCUUGACAUGGCAGUCCUCCAGAUAAGCACCAACUGCUUUAUUAUGAUUCUGGUGACCUGUGCAAAGCAGUUCAGCGGUGUCAGAACCCUGCGAUGUGAAGCAUGGCAUAAAGUAACACGUUACACGGAGGGGAUUUCACCCAUGUCCCAGCUGAACGAUACAAAAUGCUUUGGAGCAACUGACGUUCUGUGGCAUAUUGCCCUUAAGGUAAAGUUUGACAAGCUGAAAACACUGCCUCCUGUCUCUUAACUAUGGAUGGGGGAGUGUCUUUAAACUGACUUUGUACUUAAAGUACAUGCUUCACUACUCUUUAACUAACUUAUGGUAAGUUGCAUAUCACUAUUGAUUCCUCUUUUAAAGAGGGAUGACACCCCUUCUAAUAGCCUGAAAUAAAGAAAUCAUUGAGCUUCCAUUGGUUCCUUUUAUUAACUUUAACAUUUGAUAUAUUGUGCAUAUUAAUAAACGAACGAUAUUCCUCAUAAUGAAUGAUUGUGAAAAAUCCUUUCGUGCUCUGUACUUAAUGGGAUAGACAAAAGGAAAACCAGUAGUGUCUGGUUUACAAAAAGUGGUAUGAUUUUUGUCUUCUAUACGGUGUGUGUGCUUAAGAGUCAGGUUUUAUUUCUAGGUGAAUGGUUGUUUUUAUUUUUAUUGUAUAUCUAAAGAUGGGGGGGGGGGGGAUGUGGCAUAAACUGGGAGGUGGGAAUAAACAAAUUAACUUUAGUUGCAAUAGCAUAACUGGUUUUCUAAAUGCUGGCUUAUAUUGGUAAACUACAAGUAAAAAUGCAUUUUGCAUUGUUGGCCUAGGCUUUAUUUUACUGGGUGUGGGUGUGGGGGGGGGGGGAGAAUGGGGUUUCUUAGCAUGAACAUUUUAAAAAAUGGUUCUAUUACUUUAAUCUCUAAACUGUGCAGUGGAAUUAUGAAUGGCCUUAACCUUAUUACCUCUUAUCUGAAUUUUUUUUUUUUUUUUUUUUAAAUCCAGAUUGGGUAUGCUUUGUCUAGGUUUGUCUUAAUUGGCAUUAAUUACUUUUUGGUGCUCUUCUUGUGAACUUAGUUUUACACUUUUCCUCUGUUAAAGGGGUGGUUUUGCGAUGGUUUAGGUGGUUUUUGAGUAGGCACCACUUAAAAUCUGUUCUGGGAUACUGUUGGGGCAAUGUGCAUCCAAGCUUUGUUACUUUCUCAUUCACUUUAAAUAUGGUAGAGGAUGAACCAGCUGACCACAACUAUUCUUCUCUUCCUCCUCCCCCCUUAUUAUACAUGCCAACUACCACAUGGAGUGUUUUAAGGUAGCUGGUAAAAUUGGGUGGGUAGCUACAAUGCCAUGGGGCAUUAUUGGAGUUGGUCCAAAACGAUUCAGCAUAUUUAUGACUAGAAGCCAAACCAGCGCAUAUAUAUAUAUUACUGCAUGUACAUGAAUUUUUUUUUUCAAACUUCCUAUUGUAUGAUUUAUUUGUUAAAUGUAAGUAAUGUUUUAUUCUUUCUAGAUUCUCCUUUGUUAUCAAAGACCAGAGUAACUUUGGCAGACAUGAACUUAAAAGGUUUGUUCAUUCAUGGCACUAUUGUAGUUCUGUUUUGAUAGGGAACAGUCAACUGCCAACUGGUGAUCUGUGUGGAACAGAACCCAAAAUGGCUUUCAGAGUUGCUCUCCUGUAGUCCCUAUCACCAACAUGUAAAAUGCUAAUCUGUCUACAUUGCCUGACACUUGCGGGGUUAUGAACGAACAUGAGAAUGGAAAGUGAAUUUGAAAUUUUUAAGAUCAAAAUGGACUAACUGGAAACAUUCUCUUAAGUCAACAAUGUUUUUCUUUCGGUUUCUCUUGCCUUAAAUUUAAAAACUCACUUUGAAUUCUCAUUUUAGAAUGUUUAACCUUUAUCUAGCAGACAAGCUUUAGCUUGUAAAUGUUGCUUUUUGAAUAAAGAACCCAACAAACUCUUCGCAUUAAGCUUUUGCCUUGCUUGACCCACUUAUGUUUGUGUAGAUAGAAACAAAUUGUGACCACUGUACAAAUGUCUGACAGCUUGUGGAACUGUCAUUUCUCUGGAAACACAAUUCAAUAAACUUGUGGAAAGUAUAUGGUAUAACAGCAAUUUUAAUAAGUAGUGGCGCACAAACAAAGGGAAAUGAAACCGUUCGUUUUUUGUUCUCUAUGCGGUCAUACACACAAGGCAGAUCUUAGUUGUAAGAGGUGUGGAUCUACAUCUAACUUUUAACUAUUUUUUUUCCACACCGCAAAUACAUAUUGGUUAACAAUAUUGGAAUACUCAAACCUAAUCAUUAAUGUGACAGUUCAAAUUUUUAGCAGGCUUUUUUAUGGGGUACUUUGUUUAGAGCAGCAACAUGCAAAAUGAACAUUUACCAUUUCCCUAUGUAGCAACUGGUAUGAGCAAGUUCAAGUGCCAUUAUAGGGGCUAUUAUUUAGAAUCCCUAUCAAUCUAUUUCUUUAUGUGAAAAUUUUUCCAAAGUGAGUUGCACUUAUGAUCCAACAUUUUGUAUUAAACUUAAGGGUUUGCUGCAUUAUCCCCUUAACUGUUUUAUAAUCGAGAAAUAAUUAUGAAAGCUAGUUUGGUAACACAAAUACCAGGAUCUACUUGAAAACUGACAACCAAUUGUACCUUUCCUGUUUACUUUGAUUUAAUCGGAGUACUGUACAGCUAAAGCUAUGUAAGUAGAUACUCUGUUUAUUAAAAUUUGUUUAAUAGUAUAAACCAUUAAAGCGAGUACAGCUGGUUAAAUUUUCACCGACUUUUUUGUUUUUCAGUAUUCUGGCUCAAUGUCUAAAACAAUUCAUUGGUAAGUAAGCAAUUGAUGUAGGUAAGUAUAACUAAAAUUCUUGACGUUGACUAAAGAUGAACUUGGACAUGUUCCUGUAUUAAUGACUAGAAAAUGCAGCCCCUGCAUAUUAAGGGUGUUGGUGAAUUAAUGUAAACCUGGUGUUUGGCUUCUAUGUGUCAAAUGUUGAGUGAGGUUCAAGGAUUCAUUACGAAGAGCACACUUAUAUAAAAUUUUACUACUCUCCUGGUUAUGUAAACCUUUAGAGGUUUGCAUGUUAAUAGUCACUGCACUAAGGAACAGUGUAUGGUUUAAAAAGCCACAAACUGGGGGUAGAGAGAAAUUGUUUUGAUAGGCACGCACUACCAAUCCCUAACAUAUCUGCAGUUGUUAUGCUUCUAUGCUUCUUUUUUUUCUUUUUUUCUUCUUCUUUACACAUUUCAUUUGGGGGGGGGAGGAGAUUUACAAUCUAGCUUUGGGUUUUCAAAUGAAGUCCUAUGUCUAAUCUUCUGAGAGAUGCCUAGUGUGGAAACAGUUAUGUGCUAAAUCUUUCAAUAUUGUGGUAGAGGUGUAUAUAUUUUACUUGUAGGGGCUUGCAGAGCAGGGUACAUAGUGUAUUGUUGCUGUUACAAACUUGAAGGGACUCUAGUCAUCAGAAUUACAAAAUUACCUUCAGGCUUUUUGCUGUAAACACGGUCUUUUCAGAGAGAAUGCAGUGUUUACAUUACAGCCUAGUGAUAACGUCACUGGCCACUCCUUAGAUGGCUGUUAGAGAUCCUUCCUGGGUCAUGGCUGCCUAAAAUGCAUCCAUUCAUUCAGUGUCUCCUCCCUCUGCAUGCAGACACUGAACUUUCCUCAGAUUCAUUGAUUCAAUUCAUCUGAGGAGAUGCUGGUUGGCCAGGGCUGCGUUUUAAUUGUGCUGGCUCUGCCCCUGAUCUGCCUCUUUGUUAGUCUCAGCCAGUCCUAUGGAGAAGCAUUAUGAUUGGAUUAGGAUAACACUUCUGAUGUCAGCAGGCAGCUUGUUUUUGUGAGGGAAAACCGCAUGCAGAUCUUUGAAUAGAUUUUGCUAGAUCUAUGGAGGCAUGAGGGGCUAGAUGGUGGUAUUAACACCAUGGGCAGGAAUACAUGUUUGUUUGUUCCUGACCCUAUAGUGAUCCUCUAAUUAUUUGUCGCAUUCUAAAUGCAAAACCUGCCGGUAUCUGUUACUGAUGUAGUUUCUGCCAUCUGUUUAGCCUGUGAUAACGUAGUGUGCUUCUAUUGGUGACUCUCUGACCUCUUAGAGCAGGGGUAGGCAACCUACAGCACUAGUGCCAUGCACGGCACUCGAGGCUGCUAGAGCCAAACGCACUCUGGCCUAUCAGGAGUCCCAGUAAAACUUCAGAUAUCUGCUAAUACAAAGAGGUGGUGAAGGACAAUCCUCAAUUUAUGCAUUUGUAGCACUAGGAGGAAGUGAUCUCAGAUAACUUCCUCCCAGCACUUGUGAAUGGGAAUCCACACUAUAGUAGAGCAGCCCUUGACAGAUAUUGCAGCUCCUGUUCUUGACCUGUAUGUACCUGGCCAGCCUGGUCCCCACUGGAACAGAAAUAUGCAGAAUAACCCUCCCCUCAUACAAAUAAUAGGAACAGCCCACACACAAACAAUCCCCACAAAUGCAACACCACUAACAAUCCACAUACAUGCAACCUCACAUGCAAUACCCCAAACAGCCCCCACAAACUACCAAACACAUGUGACACAUCCAUCCACACACAAUUCCACAAGCAGCCCUCAUACACAGCCCACAUUCAUAUGUAUCAUACACGAUACCAUAAACUACUCCUGAACAUAUACAAUAUAAUGGCUCAUACGCACAAAUACGAUACAAAGCAAUUACAGUAAAAAUAACAAGCAGAAUAUGGCAGCAUACACACCUCAAUUUAAAAAAAAAUAGGAUCGUCACGCUACGGGAUAUCACAAUCCUAUAGUGGCACAGUGCUGCUAAAAGGUUGCCUAACGCUGUCUUAGAGGAUUAAAGUGCUUAGAUGUGUUCCACCAAAACUUAUAUCUAACACAACAGUCAUAACGCAAAGUUUUGUAGAAAGAUUUUGUACUGCCUCUUUGUGUCUCCAUUUGAAUAGAGUGGUACAAUACUUGUGCUUUUCUCUAAAACUAAGAAAAAGCCUUUCUAUUAGCAUGUGUAUAUUAACCACUCAUAAUAAACUCAGUACUGUCUUUUUAUUAAAGUUCAUUUUUAGUACCUGGUCAUGAAAGUGUAGCGGUUUUAGUGCACUCUGUCCCUGCAGUCUCUAAUUUGUAAACACUCCCCUUUAUGAAAUGGUAGUGUUUACAUUUAACCCAAAGAACACAGCUAGAGGCUGUCACUAGAAGUGUUUUAUAUUCUGAUCCUGCAGUAUUUGCAGGGCCUACAUUUGGCAUCACACUGCAUGAAGAGAUCCCAUAGAUGCAUUUGGGAUAAUGCAUCUUUGAGGAGAUUCUGGUUUGGUAAAGCAUUGGCUGAGAUCUCUGCAUUUACAUCAAGUGAAGUAAAAAAAAUUUUUGGCAUGAUAAAGAUCAUGGUUUGUGACCGAAACGUCUUUUCUGCUACAUUUAAUGGCUGUCAAACGUUAAUUGUUGAGUGCCUGGACCCCUUUCUUUUGUUUAGACAUUGAUUUAAGAUGUAUACCUGCCGAGAGCAGCACACCUACUUUUUAUACUGAUUCAAGGAAAUAUCCUAAUGAAAGUGGAGUAAGUAAUCAAUGUAUGAAGAGUGGAUUACUUCUUUUAUCUACAAGAAAAUGGGACACUGGCACAAAUGUGAAAGCAUUAUAUAACUUGACUGUAGGUCUGAGGUCACUGCACUGAGCAGGGAAGACCUUAGAUACUGUCCAUUUGUAAACCUUGUCGUACCUGAGGUGCAUGGGUUAUGGUGUUUUUGUUUGGGGGGAUUUUCUUUCCCCCCUAAAAGUCCCAUAUCAAAGAAUCAAUUUGUGUUGACGGUUGUCCUUUUUAAUAUCUAGAUUCUAAACAUAGUACAAUCAGUAGCUCACACUACUACUGUAGUAGAGGUCAUGCAAAUUGAAUAAAAGAACAAAGAACCACAAUAAAAUUUCAAACCUAAAAAUGUUUUGGCUAGAAAGCCACUGACCAAACUUUUGUAGGCAUAGGCAGUGUAAGUUCACAGAAAUUCUCCAAUGUCUUAACCUGCAGCCGAAUAAAUUUUAUUUUAAUACAUUCAGAAUGUAAAUAUAGAUGGGCACUAGUGCCAACAACCUAGAUGCAAAGCAGAAUAUUUACAGAAGGAAAGUAGGUGUAUCUAAUAUUGUAUUACUGUACUUAACUACCAACCUCUGAGCACAGCUUCCACACAGCAGACUGGUACAAAUUGCAACUUAAAGGGACAUGCAUCACUUUAAAACAAAUGUAUAAUUCAAAAGCUUUAGCUUUGAAUGAGACAGUUACCACUUGUGGUGUGCUGCAUAUUGAUGCCAUGUUUAAGUAAUAUGUGUCAGUAUAGCCAAGCUGUAAUUUAAGAUUGGCAGAUUAAUUUCAAAAUGCCUAAACAUCUGUAAUUCAGUUCCCAAUUCACAGUUACAAUGUCUUAAGUAAUGAGAAUAAAUGCCAUAUACCUUGUGCCAAGUUGCCUUGUUCUAGCUGUUUGUACAUAGGUGUACACUUUAAUUAUUCAUUUGUAUGAUACGUUUCUGUCCAAUGGCCUGUAGUAUACACUCGGGCUCCCCAUGAUGUAUAGUCAUUAGUGGCAAUUUUUUUAUUGGAUAUGAAUCAUAGACUUAAAAGAACUUUGCCAAUAUCCACCUAAAUGUGACCGAACAGAUUUUUUUUUUUUAAUGGAAAUACCAUCAAAUAAUAAAAUUCAAUUAAGAAAAAAAAAACUUAAUACUUAUAUUUUUAAGCUAGUAUAAUACGAACUACUGAUGCAUUUUCUGAAGCUGAAUAAUAAAGCCAAAUGGCUGGUUCAAAAAAGACAGCUGCAGGCCUGUGUUUUAAUUAGCAGAUGGAGAACUGGUAAACUGACUGCAUUACCAGCUUAAACUAGAGACCUUCUAUAAAACCAGUAUGCCCUUGUCCUCUCCAGUUAGUACAGAGGAAUGCCCACUGAUUAACCAUACAUAGAUGGUUUACUGGAUCUUCAGAGAAGAGGCUAAAAGCGGACUGGGCCUCCCAAAAUAGUGGCCUGCUGACCAUUAAAUUAUUUAUUGGACUGUUAAAGCAGUCUUUCCAAACUGCUGACAAUCAUUGAAAUUGGUAGGAAUAGAACUGCCUCUCAUCUGUUUUGGGCAGUUGGUUUUUUUUUUUUUUUCCUGUCAGCUACACUAUGAACAGAGGAGCUAAUACAGUCCGUGGAAUAUAUUAAUAGAGUAACAGCCGGAUGAGGAAAGACAAAAAUGGAUGUCUGAGAGUUUUAUAAACCUUUAGCAGGUACUGCACGUUCACCUGGUGUUAUCCAUGCCCUAGCUACCAAAUAACACUACAUGCAUUGCAAAAUGCUAGCACAUAUUAGUAACCGGUUGUACAUGUAUACUAGAAGUCUGGGAAUACAAGUGAGCCAUCAUUAAUAUAGCAUAAUGAAAAGAGAAUAUUUUACUGUAUAAAGUAUUUUGACUAGUUGUCUAAAUUGAAAUUGGUGUUUGCUGGUUGUUACAAAUGUGUGUUAAGGACACUUUAAAAUUUUUUAGCUUGCAUUGUAAAUCAUGCUUGAAGUAUGGGGCAUGGCACCAAACUCCCAAUAAAUGCAGUGUAAUAGUGUGCUUUUAGCUGUAAGCACUGCUCUUCUAUAUAAGACUAACUGACCAGUCCAAUUUAUAAAUCUUUUUGCUGAGUACCAUGGAACUGAGUGAGCAAAUGUCUAGAAGUGGAUUCCAUGCAGACUUAAUUUUCUGCUAUUACAGUAUCUGUAUUCUUGUUUUAUACUUGGAAACCUAAUAAAAACUGCAUAAAUCUUUCCUGACUUCUGUUUUUUUUUUUUUUUUUUUUUAAGAGGAAAAUUAUAUAUGCAUAUAUUUUCUUUCACUAAGCAAAAUGACAAUGUAAACUAGCCGUGCUGUAACUGGAGAUUGGUUGAAUAUUUUUCCAAAUCUAUGUAAGCCUACAUUUUGCAUUUAAAGGACCACUAUAGGCACCCAGACCACUUCAGCUCAAUGAAGUGGUCUCUGUGCCAGGUCCCUCUAGUUUUAACCCUGAUGCUGAAAACAUGGCAGUUUCCGAGAAACUGCUAUGUUUCACUGAGUGUUAAUCCAGCCUCUCAGGCUGUCUCACUAACAGCCACUAGAGGCCACUUCUUUACUGAAAAUCAGUGAGACGCUGACGUCCAUAGAGUAAUGCUUUCCUAUGGGCGUUUUUUCAUACUUCAUGAAAAUCCUUAAGCCAAACUUUUUUUAUUUUUUUGUAAUGAGUGUGCAUGCACACAGGGCAACAUGGACAGAAACACGUGAUUUAACUCCUAAAUGGCAGAGAAUUGAGCUGUUAGAUUGCAGAGACCUGAUCUAUACACUAAAACUGCUUCAUUAAACUAAAGUUUUGGUGACUGCAGUAUCCCCUUUAACCCAUUAUGGUGUGCUAUGCUGUCCUGGCAUUAAUGGGCUUAAACGCCAUAUAGGCAGAAUAUCACGCAGAUCACGAUGGCAAAUCAGUGGUGUUCAGCUUGUGAUCGCAGUGACAGUCACUGUUACAAUGUGUCUGCCAAUGAUUUUAAAUCACUGGCUGACACAUUGUCUCUGCCCCUCCCUUUGAGCUGAGAGGGGCAGAGAGAUUGUUGCAAAUUGUACCUUUUGUGCAAAAGAUUCUUAAUUUUUUUUUUUUUUUAACAGUGAUCAGCCUGAUUAGUGUUAAUAGUACAUUUGAUUUUUCUUUUUUGUUUUUCUCCAGCUGCAGCAACCUAAAUCUUAACACGUUCCCUGCUACUGUGAUCGCUCUACUGUACCAGUGGUCAGAGGGCUCUGAUCAGGCUGUCUCCCCCCCCUCCCCCCUUUGGGACUGCGAUAAGUCAUUUUUAUUUAAAUGUUUGGGUUUUUGUGGGUGAGAGAGUGUGAAUAAAUUAAUUGCCCCCUUAGCGUUUAAAGUUUUUAGCAUUAAAUUAGUCCCCCUUAGAACGGCACGUCUCUAUUAUGCAGAGGGGUAUGCCAUUCUAGCAGGCAGUGAUGGUGUCACUGUCUCGCAGAGUGUCACUAUCACUGCCUCUGACAUUGAGCCUGUGAACAAGUUCCCAAGUGAUUGUGCACCACCACCUACACUAACAUUAUAAGCCCAAGGACAGACACUGGGUACCCCAAACCUGACUGCCCUAGAAAUACCAUUCACGGCAACCACUGGCAUUACUGUUAUGGUGGAUGCUUGUGAGCCCAAAAAAUUUCAGCUAUUUGUCAGGCAUACUUCAGCUAAUCGUUAACCAAACCAAUUUAUUUGCCAAUCAAUAUCUUAUUGCAAAUUCAAGGUCACGGAUCUAGUAGAAAUGCGCAAAUUUAAAAAAAAAAAAAUCGCUAUAGGGUCAGGGAAAACAAACCCGUUUUCCUGACACUAUAUAGUGCCCCCACCCUCAGGGUCCCCCUCCCUUGGCCCUGACCGGAUUAAACGCCUUUCAGCUACUUGCCUUAAUCCACUGCCAGGCUCCCUUGGCACUGGUGACCUCUCCUCCCCUGCCACCGUCCGCUCCCAUGUGGAGCGGAAUGCGCAACAAGGGUCGCGCAUGCAUUCAAACAGUCCAUCGGAAAGCCUUUUUCAAUGCUUUCCUAUGGACGUUCUGCACGCUGGAUGUGAAUUUCGCAUCCUGCAUCACAGAUACGCCUCUAGCGGCUGUCAGGAAGACAGUCACCAGAGGUUGGCUUACCCCUGCUAUGUAAACAUAGCAAUUUCUCUUAAGGAUUAAAACCUGAGGGACCUGGCACUCAGAACACUUCAUUGAGCUGAAGUGGUCUGGGUGACUAUAGUGUCCAUUUAAGUCAUGGUUAUCGUAAAAAAAAAAUAUAUAUUUUUUUGUAAAUAUUUCCAUUCCCGAAUCCCCCUCCCCCACACUGUAAAAGGUCACCUCACAGAAUUCCAUGUUUGCUGGAAGAGAGUCUGAAAGGACUCCAGUUAUUACUGCGCCUCCUGUCCAUCCCUACCCGCCCUCUGCAUAACAAACGGUUUUAAAGUCUACCAUACAGAGCUGAACUACUCACGCUGUAUGGGACUUUGGUAUUUUGCUUGAUUUCUCGGGAUUUUUGACCUGCUUCUCCUGACUAAGCUUGGUAGCUGCCUGUACUGGCUUCCCCUGACCUUAUGUCCCUGUUUACCUUAGCCAUUGUAAAGUGGCUACACCUAACAAUUCUAAAUACAUUUGUAGUACUUGUUAAAAUGUGACUUUACAAAGAAACUAAUCACCGGGUAAUACUCUGAUUAGCACUGAAAGAGUUAAUUUAAAUAUAUCACACAGUACCUCUGUGUAAUAUCAAAGAUAUCUGUCUUUCUCACCUUCAGAUCAAAGUGUAUAUGGAGCACUUUAUUCAUGUGAUAAAAAUCUGGAAAAAAAUGGUGUAUGGGGGCACUGUCAGAGAUAAUUAAAUCAAAAUACUGAGGUUUUAUUGCAUUAAUAUCAGGAAUAUAACAUUUUCUGUGAAAAGGGAAUUCAUGAGUAUAAAAACCUGACAAAAGCAUAAUUGCUACAUGGGCACUACAUUAAAGUGGGUAGACCAAGCAUCUCAAAAUAUGCCAUUUGGAAUACCCUGGGUUGACUGCUUUUAAUAAUGCUAUGCCAUCAUCGGUUUAAUUUUUUUUUUUUUUUCUCCUGGGCUGCUAUAGUCAGUGACAUAUGGUGAGAAAAUCACUUUAUCAAGCUGAAAAGGACAUCUAAUAUAUUUGGCCCUGUGAGUUACCAAAACAAAUGAAAAUAUUGGGGGUACUGUUUAUAUUUGUGAAACAAUGUGUAAACAAAAUACUGAGGCUCUAUUCCACCCCUAUUGGGAAUAUGAAAAGUCCUGUGAAAAUUGAGUUUGUGUGUGAAAAAGCAAAAAAACAAACUGCUUUUACAGACCCGGCAUUUCUGAUAAAGUGGUUAGACCAAACACCUCAAAACACCCAAUUUCAAAUAGUCUGGGUUGCCAUACUUUCUCAAAAACAGGCCCAGAAAAUCACUUUGACAAAUUUCCAACAUUGAAAUGGACAUUAAUACAUUUUAUCCCUGUGACUCCCUUCCCCCAAGAAACAGAAAAACCGGUACAUGCUGGUACUGGCCCUCAGGUUUCAAAAGAUACUUAUAGAACUACGUCAUUAAGGGCACACUCAGAAUUGCAGUAGCUGAAUGUGAAUGCUCAGCUGUGGUAUUGAAAAUUAUUUUUUAAGUGCUAUUUGCAGUGCUCACUUUGAGAGCUGCAUAUAUGUAACCUGUCAGUCUGGUCCACAAAUUGUCUGACAAAGGAAAUCCUCAGAUGUCAAAUUACACCUGGGACUUCUUGGUACCAGAAACAAUUUAACCCUGGUGCUGCUUUUGAUGCAUGAUCUAUUUUGUCAGUGGCUGUUAAACCCCAGCAUUGUAUGGCUUAGAUAUUAAGGCAGCCUUUAAGGAAGUGUGUGUAAAAUAUAAAAUUCAACGCAAUCGUAUACUAAACUCAUUUAGUAAACUGCAAUUUCAAAGCUCACAAAAUGUCUUUUAUUUUUUAAUGCCUAACCGAGGCAAAAAUAAUAGGGCAUUAGUUAUAAUACAUUGCAUAAGCUUGCCACAAAACAAAUGUACCCCAUUGUUGGCAGGUCCUAUCCUAACAACUGUAUACCUGUUCUUAUGAGAUUAACCCAAUUAAUUGGGAAAUCUUGGGGCUCUUUGCAGUGCAAGGUCAAAUAGGGCACUGACAUUAGGCACAUGUGAUAGGGUAUAAUGUGGAAAAAACAGAAAUUCUAGGUACUUCUUUGGAAAAAUGUAAGUAAAACCUAGCUUUUAUUUAGCUUAAAACCAAAAAUGGCAACAUUUCAAAAAACUUUUGUGAGGAAAAAGUGUGUGUGUGUGUGUGUGUGUGUAUAUAUAUACACACUUUGAUUUCUUUUAAUAAUAAUAAAAAAAAAAGUACUCAUCCCCUUCAUGAAUUUAGUGAACGCUGUGAUUCAAUGUGCCCAACUUGAGGAUGCAGGCCUGUUCACACAGCUGAGUGCAUACACACGAAAUGAACAUACAUAUGUGAAAGAAUUAAAAACAAUUGGCAUUGUAUUAGCCAAACAAGUACUGAAAAACAGAAUGACAAAGUACUUAAGUCCACAACCAAUUUUUUUGCUGUUUGUGUUCAACCGCAAUUUGCAUCUCUCAUUUGUUGUAUCGACACAUAAUGUUAGAGGUCAAAAAGGGCUUUAAUUCGAUCUCACAUUUUUGUAAAUAUUUUAUAUCUUUUCGUGUGACAACACUGAAGAAAUUACACUCUGCUGCAAUGUAAAGUAGUAAAUGUACAACCAUUAAUGUCUAAACCGUUGGCAACAAAAGUGAGUACAUCCCUGAGUGGAGUUGUCCAAAGUGUCAAUAUUUUGUGUGGCCACUAUUAUUUUCCAGCACUGCCUUAACCCUCGUGGGCAUGGAGUUCACCGGAGCUUCACAGGUUGUCACUAGAGUCCUCUACCAUGACGACAUCACGGAACUGGUGGAUGUUAGAGACCUUGCGCUCCUCCACUUUCCAUGUGAGAAUGCCCCACAGAUGCUCAAUAGGGUUUAGGUCUAGAGACAUGCUUGGCCAGUCCAUCACCUUUACCUUCAGCUUCUUCAGCAAGGCAGUGGUCUUCUUGGAGGUGUGUUUAGGGUCGUUAUCAUGUUGGAAUACUGCCCUGUGGCCCAGUCUCCUAAGGGAGGGGAUCAUGCUCUGCUUCAGUAUGUCACAGUACAUGUUUGCAUUCAUGGUUUCCUCAAUGAAUUUUCGCUCCCCAGUGCUAUGCAGGCCCAGACCAUGACACUCCCACCACCAUGCUUGACUGUAGGCAAGUACUCCUCACCUGGUUACCGCCACACACUCUUGACACCAUCUGAACCAAAUAAGUUUAUCUUGGUCAUAUUGGACCACGGGACAUGGUUCCAGUAAUCCAUGUCCCUUUGUCUUCAGCAAACUGUUUGCGUGCUUUCUUGUGCAUCAUCUUUAGAAGAGGCUUCCUUCUGGGACGACAGCCAUGUAGACCAAUUUGAUGCAGUUUGCGGCGUAUGGGCUGAGCGCUGACAGGCUGACCCUCCCACCCCUUCAACCUCUGCAGCAAUGUUGGCAGCACUCAUAUUUCUGUGAAAGCACUGUAUGGUCUUGCCCACCGUGCUGCAGCUCAGUCUCAGGGUAUUGGAAAUUUUCUUAUAGCCUAGGCCAUCUUUAUGUAGAGCAACAAUUCUUUUUGUCAGAUCCUCAGAGUUCUUGCCAUGUUGAACUUCCACUGACCAGUAUGAGAGAGGGUGAGCGAUAACACCAAAUUUAACACACCUGCUCCCCAUUCACACCUGAGAUCUUGGAACACUAACAAGUCAUAUGACACUGGGGAGGGAAAUGACUAAUCGGGCCCAGUUUGGACAUUUCCACUUAGGGGUGUACUCAAUUUUGUUGCCAACAGUUUAGACAUUAAUGGCUGUGUGUUAAGUUAUUUUGAGAGGACAGCAAAUUUACACUUACUAUUUUAUAUUGUAGCAGAGUGUUAUUCCUUGGUGUUGUCACAUGAAAAGAUACGGUAUAUAAACUCUCAUUAAUUAGCAUUUUUUUUUCUGCCUUUUUGGCCCACACAGUGAGCUUCUACUGUAUAUUUCGCAAACCAUAUAUGUGCUAUGGCAGUAUAACACUUUAUAGGUUACUUAGCUAUGUCGUCUGAGCACAGGAAUAACCCCGUAUGUACCUUUGCCAGGUAUAUGUGUAUGUUGAAGGGGAACAUUUGAGACACAGCAAUUCAGUUUUUUUCAAACUUUGAAUUUUUACGGUGUCCAUGUUCCAUUUUCGAGUAGUUUAGCUGGUUGGUUAUUUAAACUACCCCACAAAUGCAUACCAUUUCACUAACUUUUUUUUUUAGAGGGAGAAGCAGAUUAGUGCUGAUCUGUCUCCCUGCACUUCACACUGAAUGAGGAAGAGCAGGGAGGCGAAUCAGCAGUCCCUGCAGCACGUGUGCAGGAACAGCGCCAUCGGGUGCUCCCUUUCGGCCUCGGAUACCGACUGGAGGAGCAUUAACCUCGCGAUCGUCGCGUUCUGGGAUUAACUGUAGUAAAUGACGGAAAUUUUACGUCAUGCGCCCUUAACGGUAGGACAAGUAUGACGGAAAUUUUCCAUCUUGCGUCGGUAAGGGGUUAAACCUUAAAAGAACACUACUAUAGUGGCAGAAGUACAUUGGAUUUAAAAAAUAUAUAUAUAUAAUUUAGACCCCUGGGUAUUCUUCUCCCCCCCCAGCACUGUACAGGUCUGGUCAUGGCUGGCUCCACCUCUUUGAUAUCAUCAAAUUUGAUAAUGUAAUAAGAUCCUAGACUAGAUCUAGCCUGGGAGACAGCUUACAGGUGUAGGGAACACAGUGUAUACAAAACAGUCCUUUGGUAGCCACUCAUUACAUUAUUUACCCUGCAACUAUCUCUAGGUAGGUGGUACGUGUCAAAGUAACAUCCACAUGAAUGCCAGGACCCAAGAUUUUCCAAAAGAGCAUUGCAUACAGCUGCCAAAUGCCUCUGCUUUUAUCCUGCUGCCAUCUCUUCCCCAGGUAAAAAAACCCAGUCAUCCACCUGAUCUUAAAGAAAACAUGAGUCAUCAGAACAGACAACUUUUUUCCCCUCAGUGCUUCCAUAGUCCAGUUCUAAUGCUUAUGUCACCACUGAAGAUGCUUUCAGCAGUGGACUGGGGGUCAUCAUGGGCAUCUGAGUGGUCUGCAGCUACACUGCUGUAUAUGCAGCAAAUGUGUUCUGAAACCUUUCUAUCUGUUCUGAUUUUUUUCCAGCAAUUUGUACUACAUUAGCUCUCCUGUGUCAUCGAACCAGACACGCUAGCCUUCACUCCCCACAUGCAUCAAUGCACCCUACGCACCCAUGAACCUGAUGCUAGUUCACCUUCCUUGCACCACUUUUGGUAGGUACUAACCAAUGCAUACUGGGAACAUUACACAAGGCUUGCCGUUUUUUUAGAUGCUCUGACCUAGUCAUCUAAGCCAUCACUAUUUGGCCUUUCUCAAAGUCACUCAUAUCUUUUUGCUUGCCCAUUUUUCCUGCUUCCAACACAAUAUUCAAGAACUGAUUGUUCACUUACUGCCUAAUAUAUCCCACCCCUUGAUAGGUGCCUUGUCGCGAGUAGCUAAUUGCUAAACUGUGGACUCACCAAUUCAUCCCUUGGAGGUCCAGGAUAGUCCCUGAGUGGAGUAGGCUGUGGAAGAGCUUUAAUAAUUGACCAGAGUAUCUGCACCAGAACAGCUCUCAUAGUCCGGCAAAGUCAUUGGUAAUUAAUAGCCUGCCAAACAUCAAAUGAGACUUGAUGAAGGGUGAAAAACAAGGACACUUUAUUAGGAUUCUACACACAUUUAUGCCCAGACCCCGAUCAUGGGGCCAUUAACUGCAUAAUGGUGAUCCAACCCAGGUGCCUUUGUGUCUGGGAGAUCAGAUUAAACGCUUCUAACUUAAAUAAUCUCCUGAUACAUAGGUGCCUAACAUGAACAACCCUUAAAAUAACGUAAAAAACAAUAUUAACUCCCCACACGUUUGAUUUCCCUGGAUAGCAAGUCCCCAAACAUCCAAUCUGGCAAAAUAGCACCCUGAUCCCAUGUUAGUAGUGGAAACACCACCUGCUAGAUUUGACCUGAAGUAAUGGUGUUCUCCCAGAGCACUUAUCUGGCUGUUUGGUAUGAUCGGGUGAUUCUCUUUUAAGGCACUUAGGCUGGAAUGGUCUGCAGAAUGGGGAAAAUAAGCAAUGUAAUUAUUAUAUUUUAUUUUAUAUAGCACCAACAGAUUCCAUAGCGCUUUACAAUAUUAUUAUAGAUGGGGAUUUAACUAUAAAUAGGACAAUUACAAAAAAAACCUUACAGGAACAAUAGCUUGAAGAGGACCCUGCGAGCUUACGGUCUAUAAGAGGAGGGGUAUAGAACAAAAAAGGACACUAGAUCACCAGAACAACUACAGCUUAUUGUAUUUGUUCUGGUGAGAAGAAUCAUUCCCUUCUGGCGUUUUGCAGUAAACACAGUUUUUUCAGAGAUUAUAUAGUAUUUACAUUAUAGCCUAGGGAUACAUGCACCCUGGCCACUCCUCCGAUGACUACUAAAAUGCUUCCUGGGGCAGUGGGGCAUUCAGUGUCUCCAAACUGUGCAUGCAGACACUGAACUUUCCUCAUAAAGAUGCAUUGAUUCAAUUAAUCUCUAUGAGGAGAUGCUGAUUGGCCAGGGCUGUGUUUGUCUUGUGCUGGCUCUGCCCCCUUGACAGUCUAAGCCAAUCCUAUGGAAAGGCAUUGGGAUUUGCUCACAUAUUCACGUCUGAUGAUGUCAGCAGACAGGUCAGAGGCAGCAGCAGACUUGAAUACAAGUAAGAUUUUACUAUAUUUAGGGAGGCAAUGUGGGGGCAGUUGGUGGUUUUACCACUAUAGGGUCAGGAAUACACAUUUGUGUUCCUGACCCUAAAAUGUUCCUUAACCCCUUUGUGACGAAUAACGGACCUGGUCCGUCAUGGCAGGGAAACUGUUAACGCAGAAUGACGGACCAGGUCCAUCAUGCUAACCCCAGAUCGCCGCGAUCUCUGUAUUAGAGGCAGACCGGGAGCACCCGAUCACGCUGCCCCUACAGCAGUGAUUGCUCUGACAGGCUGUCAGAGCAAGGACAUGUGCUGCAGGGACUCACGAUUCGCCUCCCUGCUCUUCCACGGUCUUUGUGAAGUGCAUGGAGACGGAUCAGCAGUGAUCUUCUCCUUGUUAAAAAAAAUAAUAAAGUUAUAGUAAAAUCCCACCCCCCUUCCCCUGCUUUAAUAAAAUUAACUGCUUCCCUGCCAAUUGAUCACUGGCUACAGUGAUCAACUGGCAGGGUAUACAUUUUACUGUGAUCUGAUUUUUUUUUUUUUAACCCCUUUAACCCUCAGGGGUUAAAUUUAUGUUAUUAAUUUAAAUAUAUUAAAAUGAUAUAUUUAGCUAGCUGGGGUGGGUGGAAGUUAGUGGGAAAUUGGGGAAUUUGGUGUUAGGCUAGCUAGGGGUUAAUGUUAAAGUUAAAAAAAGUUAUAAAAAAGUCUUAAAAGUUAAAAAAAAAGUGUUAACGUUUUUAAAAUAAAGUUUAAAAAUUCCCACCCCAACUAUAUACAGUGAUCAAAAUACAGAUCACAGUAUUUUAGUGUGAUCCGAUUUUUUUAUUUUUUUUAACCCACAGGGUUCAAUAUAUUUAAUUAAUUCAUUUAAAUAUUUUAAAAUGAUAUAUUUUGCUAACUGGGGUGGAGUUUUAAAAAGUUUAAAAAAGUAAAACAAUACAUUUAAAAAUGCUCAUUACCACUACACCUGGAACAAACUGGAGAAAAAAAUGAUCCCACGCUAAGGUUCAAAAUAUACCUUUUGACUUAACCCAGGGUGUAUUCUUUAAUAAAUAGUAUGUGUUUGUGGAGAAGUUUCAAUAACCAACCAGCUAAACUACUCCAAAAUGGAACAUGGACACAGCGUAAAACUUCAAAGAAAAAAACUGAAUGACUGCGUCUCAAAUGUGCCCCUUCAACAUCCACAUAUACCUGGCAAAGGUACAUACGUGGGUAUUGCUGUACUCAGAUGACAUAGCUGAGCAACAUAUGUAUUAUACAGUCAUAGCACACAUAGGGUUUGCAAAAUAUACUGUGCAAACUCACUUUGUGUGUCAAAAAGAAACGCUUAUUACCACUACACUUGGUACAAGCGGAAAAAUGAUCCCACGCCAAGGUUCAAAAUAUGCCUUUUGAAAUACCUUUGAAUGUCUUCUUAAAGAAAUGGUAUGCCUUUAUGGGGUAUUUGCAUUAUAUAGUCUGCUAAAAUAUUUUAAAAUGGGACAUGGCACAGCGUAAAAAUUUAAAGUUUGAAAAAAAAACUGGAAUGACUGUGUCUCAAAAGUGCCCCUCCGAUGUCCACAAAUACCUGGCAAAGGUACAUACGGGGGUAUUGCUGUACUCAGCCGACACAGCUGAGCAACAUAUGAAGUAUUAUACAGUUGUAGCACACUUACGAUUUGCAAAAUAUACUGUGCAAACUCACUUUGUGUGUCAAAAAGACAUAAAAAACGCUUAUUACCACUACACUUGGUACAAACUAGCGGAAAAAUUUUACAUAUACAGGGAGUGCAGAAUUAUUAGGCAAGUUGUAUUUUUGAGGAUUAAUUUUAUUAUUGAACAACAACCAUGUUCUCAAUGAACCCAAAAAACUCAUUAAUAUCAAAGCUGAAUAUUUUUGGAAGUAGUUUUUAGUUUGUUUUUAGUUAUAGCUAUGUUAGGGGGAUAUCUGUGUGUGCAGGUGACUAUUACUGUGCAUAAUUAUUAGGCAACUUAACAAAAAACAAAUAUAUACCCAUUUCAAUUAUUUAUUAUUACCAGUGAAACCAAUAUAACAUCUCAACAUUCACAAAUAUACAUUUCUGACAUUCAAAAACAAAACAAAAACAAAUCAGUGACCAAUAUAGCCACCUUUCUUUGCAAGGACACUCAAAAAGCCUGCCAUCCAUGGAUUCUGUCAGUGUUUUGAUCUGUUCACCAUCAACAUUGCGUGCAGCAGCAACCACAGCCUCCCAGACACUGUUCAGAGAGGUGUACUGUUUUCCCUCCUUGUAAAUCUCACAUUUGAUGAUGGACCACAGGUUCUCAAUGGGGUUCAGAUCAGGUGAACAAGGAGGCCAUGUCAUUAGAUUUCCUUCUUUUAUACCCUUUCUUGCCAGCCACGCUGUGGAGUACUUGGACGCGUGUGAUGGAGCAUGCAUGAAAAUCAUUUUUCUUGAAGGAUGCAGACUUCUUCCUGUACCACUGCUUGAAGAAGGUGUCUUCCAGGAACUGGCAGUAGGACUGGGAGUUGAGCUUGACUCCAUCCUCAACCCGAAAAGGCCCCACAAGCUCAUCUUUGAUGAUACCAGCCCAAACCAGUACUCCACCUCCACCUUGCUGGCGUCUGAGUCGGACUGGAGCUCUCUGCCCUUUACCAAUCCAGCCACGGGCCCAUCCAUCUGGCCCAUCAAGACUCACUCUCAUUUCAUCAGUCCAUAAAACCUUAGAAAAAUCAGUCUUGAGAUAUUUCUUGGCCCAGUCUUGACGUUUCAGCUUGUGUGUCUUGUUCAGUGGUGGUCGUCUUUCAGCCUUUCUUACCUUGGCCAUGUCUCUGAGUAUUGCACACCUUGUGCUUUUGGGCACUCCAGUGAUGUUGCAGCUCUGAAAUAUGGCCAAACUGGUGGCAAGUGGCAUCGUGGCAGCUGCACGCUUGACUUUUCUCAGUUCAUGGGCAGUUAUUUUGCGCCUUGGUUUUUCCACACGCUUCUUGCGACCCUGUUGACUAUUUUGAAUGAAACGCUUGAUUGUUCGAUGAUCACGCUUCAGAAGCUUUGCAAUUUUAAGAGUGCUGCAUCCCUCUGCAAGAUAUCUCACUAUUUUUGACUUUUCUGAGCCUGUCAAGUCCUUCUUUUGACCCAUUUUGCCAAAGGAAAGGAAGUUGCCUAAUAAUUAUGCACACCUGAUAUAGGGUGUUGAUGUCAUUAGACCACACCCCUUCUCAUUACAGAGAUGCACAUCACCUAAUAUGCUUAAUUGGUAGUAGGCUUUCGAGCCUAUACAGCUUGGAGUAAGACAACAUGCAUAAAGAGGAUGAUGUGGUCAAAAUACUCAUUUGCCUAAUAAUUCUGCACUCCCUGUAUGUAAAAAUGCCAUUUCCCCACCACAAACAUUGACAUGAAUUGGUGAAAAAAUGGUGACAAGUUAAGGCACAAUAUACACCAUAUAAGAUACUCUGGGGUUUCUGCUUUAACCUUUGUGGGGUUAUUUGAACAGUCACACUGCUAUAAUCACCUAAAAAGACACGUCAAAUCCAUCUACGAAAAUUCUAACUAUAGAAACGGAAAUAGCCUUGUCUCUUAUAUGGCAUUGCAGCUUUACAGAAAAGUGCCAAAGGCAUACAAUGCGGGUUAUGUGAUACACAGCAGAUGUAGCUGAACAAAAUAUGGGGUUCUGUGCUGGAGUAGCACACACCAGCUUUACGAAAUACACAUUACAAAAAACCUUGUUAUAUGUGUAUAUGCCAAAAUAAAGAAAAAACACAAUUUUACUCCAAUAUUUAGCAGAGAUUCGCGACUAACCUUAGUUAACUAGCCUGUGAAGUCUACUUUAUAUAAAUAUAUACUUUUGUGUGGCAAUUGGUUUUUCUGUGUUGGCUACUAAACCUACAAGACAAACAUACCAACUUCUAAAAUUGUUGCAAAUUGAAAUUUUAUUUUAGUCCUUGUAUUUUGUGACCAGUAACUUUCAAAAUAAGCUGAAAUCCUAUACAUAUGAUGUACUCUAUAAAUCAAGACACAAAUGAAUUUAUUUUGAAUUACUUUUUCUAAGCUGGACAUAUUAUGCACAUGCUAUUUUUGCCAAAACUGUGAAUUUUUUUUAUUCUCCCCCCCCCCCCAUUUUUUUUGGCAUUCGUUUAUAAUUAAUGAGAAUGUAUCUAUGUGUAUGUGACAUCAAAUUAAAGCCCUGUUUGCCCUCUAAAAAACGAUGUAUAAUAUGUGUUGGUGCAAUAAAUGACAGAGAUGCAAAUUGUGUUUCAACACAAACAGCAAAAAAAUGCAAAAAUGGCUUUUGUCCUUAAGCGUAAGACAAGGUUCUGAAGCUGUGUCCUUAAGGGGUUAAAGCUCUUUUGGUACAGUAAAUGGUGUUUCUUCAAAUAGGCGAUAUUCAUACUAUGUUGGAGGAGAGUGAGGGGUUCUAAUCAAGUAGAGCAAAACGAAAUGUUGAUACAGUUCAAUGCCCAAGCGAGGACAGCCAGUGACAGGGAGGUUAAGUACAACACCCCCACUGUAUGCUUUUGCCACCAUUCUGUUUGUCCAAAAUAUAGCACAAAGAGCUUUGACUUAUAAAGGGAGGCCCAUACAGUCAGUUCCAUAAAUAUUGGGACAUCGACACAAUUCUAAUCUUUUUGGCUCUAUACAACAAUACAAUGGGUUUGAAAUGAAACAAACAAGACGUGCUUUAACUGCAGACUUUCAGCUUUAAUUUGAGGGUACAUCCAUUUAGAUUUACAUCCAAAUCAGGUGAACGGUGUAGGAAUUACAACAGUUUGUAUAUGUGCCUCCCACUUUUUAAGGGACCAAAAGUAAUGGGACAGAUUAACAGUCAUAAAUCAAACUUUCACUUUUUAAUACAUGGUUGCAAAUCCUUUGCAGUCAAUUGCAGCCUGAAGUCUGGAAUGCAUAGACAUCACCAGACGCUGGGUUUCAUCCCUGGUGAUGCUCUGCCAGGCAUCUACUGCAAAUGUCUUCAGUUCCUGCUUGUUCUUGGGGCAUUUUCCCAUCAGUUUUGUCUUCAUCAAGUGAAAUGCAUGCUCAAUCGGAUUCAGGUCAGGUAAUUGACUUGGCCAUUGCAUAACAUUCCACUUCUUUCCCUUAAAAAAACUUUGCUUUUGCAGUAUGCUUCGGGUCAUUGUCCAUCUGCACUGUGAAGCGCCGUCCAAUGAGUUCUGAAGCAUUUGGCUGAAUAUGAGCAGAUAAUAUUGCCCAAAACACUUCAGAAUUCAUCCUGCUGCUUUUGUCAGCAGUCACAUCAUCAAUAAAUACAAGAGAACCAGUUCCAUUGGCAGCCAUACAUGCCCAUGCCAUGACACUACCACUACCAUGCUUCACUGAUGAGGUGGUAUGCUUUGGAUCAUGAGCAGUUCCUUUUCUUCUCCAUACUCUACUCUUCCCAUCACUCUGGUACAAGUUGAUCUUGGUCUCUUCUGUCCAUAGGAUGUUGUUCCAGAACUGUGAAUGCUUUUUUUAGAUGUUGUUUGGCAAACUCUAAUCUGGCCUUCCUGUUUUUGAGGCUCAGCAAUGGUUUACAUCUUGUGGUGAACCCUCUGUAUUCACUCUGGUGAAGUCUUCUCUUGAUUGUUGACUUUGACACACAUACACCUACCUCCUGGAGAGUGUUCUUGAUCUGGCCAACUGUUGUGAAGGGUGUUUUCUUCACCAGGGAAAGAAUUCUUCGGUCAUCCACCACAGUUGUUUUCCGUGGUCUUCUGGUGUUUUUGAGCUCACCGGUGCGUUCUUUCUUUUUAAGGAUGUUCCAAACAGUUGAUUUGGCCACACCUAAUGUUUUUGAUAUCUCUCUGUUGGGUUUGUUUGAUAGCUUGCUUCACUGAUAGUGACACUUCUUUGGAUCUCAUAUUGAGAGUUGACAGCAACAGAUUCCAAAUGCAAAUAGCCCACUUGAAAUGAACUCUGGAUCUUUUAUCUGCUCCUUGUAAAUGGGAUAACGAGGGAAUAACACACACCUGGUCAUGGAACAGCUGAGCAGCCAAUUGUCCCAUUACUUUUUGUCCCUUGAAAAGUGGGAGGCACAUAUACAAACUGUUGUAAUUCCUACACCGUUCAGCUGAUUUGGAUGUAAAUACCCUCAAAUUAAAGCUUAAAGUUUGCAGUUAAAGCACAUCUUGUUAAUUUCAUUUCAAAUCCAUUGUGGUGGUGUAUAGAGCCAAAAAGAUUAGAAUUGUGUCGAUGUCCCAAUAUUUAUGGACCUGACUAUAUAUCUAAGACUGAAGAGAAUACUGAGUGGUAGAAAAGCAUGUUUGUAUUUCUAAUGUUGUUUCACUUUAAAAUUUGUUUGUAGUCGGGGAAAAUAAACCGUGUUAUAGUAGUGGUGGUAUAAGACAGUUGUGGUGUGCCGAAUCAGACUUUCGGGUAGUCCUUUAAAAGAGGGCUCACUAAGUGAAUGCUUAAUAAAGGGAGCAGUGGAUGGGCUGGACCAGGAGGUCUCGGCUCAGUGGAAGGGGUGGCCUGUGAAUUUAGAGGUAUUACUGUGAUUGAAAUAAGCCCUAAUUGUGUUAGUAGUGAAAUUUGCCAUAAACGGAAUUAGGAACGAAUACGGACUGAAAUCCAAAUGCCACCCUAGUUAGUGAAAAGCCAAAUGUAGGCUGGAAUGUCAGUAAUAGCAUGGCCCAAAACUAACAAACUUACGGUUUUGUUGAAAAAACCCGCAAACAGCAAUAGAAAAAGUUGCGGCUGGGCCCCAUGAGCUUCAAGGGACGCUGCUGUUUUUUACUUGAGUGAGCGAAAAUAAAUACAGCUUGUCUUGGAGUUUAAGUAGUUGCUGUUGAUUACCUUUGAACCGGAAGUAGAUGGUUUUCUGCUGAACCAGGAGUUCUCGGCUCGGAGGAAGGGGUGGCCUGUAAAUGUAUAGGCCAGGUAACCCCUCCUCCCACAACUACAGGCUCAGCCUUUCCAUAUAUCAAAAAUGGAGCGUCACAUUUAUUUAAAGUGGAACUGUCACUUCCCACUUCAUAUAGCUCUAUAUUUAAAGGGACACUCCAGGCACCCAGACCACUAAUGCCCAUUGGAGUGGUGUGGGUGCCAACUUCCACUACCCUUAACCCUGCAACUGUAAUUAUUGCAGUUUCCAAAAACUGCAAUAAUUACUUUGCAGGGUUAAGUCCUCCCCUAGUGGCUGUCUAAUAGACAUCCACUAGAGGGCACUUCCUGGUCCAUAGCACAGGUUUUGUGUGAGGACCUCCAGCGUCGCUAAAAUCCCCAUAGGAAAGCAUUGAAAAGCAUUUUCAAUGCUUUCCUAUGCAGAGGUCUAAUGCGCGUGCGUGCAUGCACAUUAGGUCUCCACAGCCUAGCGGGCGGGAUCAGUCUCCCCCGCCGGCUGACGUAAUGAAAGGGAGGAGCGGCGGUGGAGGAAGAAGCAGAGACGAGGGACAUCGUCGCUGCCUUUGGUAAGUGACUGAAGGGGUUUUCACCCCUUCAGCAACCGGGGAUGGGAGGGGACCUGCAGUACCAGGAAAACUGAUUGUUUUCCUGGCACUGGAGUGUCCCUUUAACAAAUAUGUAUUUGUGUGGUGUAAAAACUAAAAUUUAGAAAUCCACACUUCUUUGUCCUGCAACCUAGUACUUCUAUCAUAGCUCUCUGGCCAUCAUUGUUAUGAGUUUUGUCUUUUGCAGUUGGGCAAAGACAAAACAUAUAGACACGAGGUGAAAUAAAGAAAAGUUUUUAUUUCUGCUCUUGAUUUGCAAUGUUUGCCUUGCCUGUGCCUUGUGAAAGUUGGAAUUUCCUAAAUAUAUAAUAGAAGUUUAAAAGAAAAAACAAAAACAAAUUAUAAUGGGGAAAACGUGGUUAGCAUGUGUUCUAGGUGAUUUUCAGUGUGUAUUCCAAAGACGUGACAGUCCCUUUUAAUGACUGCAUGUAGGUAUAGAGCAGCACAUACAAUAUAAGCAGUACAAUCCAUACAAGCAGACAGAAUUUAUAAGAAGAGGUUGUUUAUUUUGCUGUAAAUUACAGCUGAACUGUAUACCCAGGUAUACAUACUAACUGGAAACUCAAGCAAUGAUAACCCAUAAACAAGACUUGCAUAUUGCAAGUUAUUACAUAGCAGCUAUAGUUUAUAAAGUUGUUUGUUAUACAGUCUAUGGCAGUUUACAAACGGCCACAUUUUCAUCACACCAAGGCUAAAAUAAGUUACAAGGACUUAAAGAGACACUAUAGCUCAAUGAAGUGGUCUAGGUGCCAGGUUCCCCAGGUUUUAACCCUUCAGAUGUAAACCCUAUAGAUGUUUCAGUGAAACUGCUAUGUUUACAUAGCAGGAUUAAUCCAACCUCUAGUGGCUGUCUUCCUGAUAGCUGCUAGAGGCGCUUCCCCAACGCUGAAUGCGAAAUUCACAUCCAGCGUGCAGAACGUCCAUAGGAAAGCAUUGAGAAAUGCUUUCCUAUGGACUGUUUGAAUGUGCAUGCGUAUUCCGCUCCACUCGGGAGCUGACGUCGGCGGGGGAGCCUCGCGCUGGAUUUAGGUAAGUAGCUGAAGGGGUUUUAACCCCUUCAGCGCCAAGGGAGGGGGGACCCUGAGGGUGGGGGGUCCUAAGGAUGCUACAGUGUCCGGAAAAGGAGUUUGUUUUCCUGACACUAUAGUGAUCCUUUAAAAAAAUAAAUAGCUUAAAUGCAGUGGGAUUUUAAGAAUGGCAAGUAUGCAAUACGAGUUUAGAAAUACUUUUUAUUGUAUAUAUAAGUGUAUUUAAUCAUAUAUGCAAACGUUUAGCACAGUCUGUGAUUUCAUUAUUCAAUUCAAAAUUAUUGAUCAAUGAAUACAGAAACUGCCAAAAUAUAUUUUCAUUUUAUCAGAUAAAUUUCCACUUCAGUCGCUUGUAUUGUAAAAAAAGAUUUACUGCACAAAUAUUAUCUGCAUAGCUUCUUUGGCUAUAAAGAUACUGGCUGUGUCCACGUUUUAACAGCCAGUGACUAAUGUAAUGUAAAAAUGUAAUAUAUAUAUAUAUAUAUAUAUAUAUAUAUAUAUAUAUAUAUAUAUAUAUAUAUAUAUAUAUAUAUAUAUAUAUAUAUAUAUAUAUAUAAAUAUAUAAAUAGCUAAAUCAAAGGUUGCACUCACGGAUUCUUAAAACAUAGCUUUUAUUGUGUACUCCUAAAAAAAUCGACGUUUCAGUCCUAUUCAAGGACUUUCAUCAGGAUCAGGAUGAUCCUGAUGAAAGUCCUUGAAUAGGACUGAAACGUCGAUUUUUUUAGGAGUACACAAUAAAAGCUAUGUUUUAAGAAUCCGUGAGUGCAACCUUUGAUUUAGCUAUUUGGAUCCCUGGGAGUGCACCCGGUUUGGAUACAUGGAGUUUGAGUGCAAGGUACAGUGCUUUUUUUCUUUAUUUAUAUAUAUAUAUAUAUAUAUAUAUAUAUAUAAUAUAUAUAUAUAUAUAUAUAUAUAUAUAUAAAUAAAUAAAUAAACAGAGAAUAACCGCACUCAGGGACUUGUAAAUAUCACUAAAACUUAACUUUUAAUGUUCAAAAUAAAUCAAAUCAAAGUUUCAGCCCCAUAUUUGGGCUUUCAUCAGGAUGGUAAAAACACAGACAACAUGAUUCAAGCUCAUAUAUAUAUAUAUAUACAUAAUAAAACACCAGCCUCAUGUGUGUGGAGUCCAGCAGCUGCGUUCAGCUUGCACGUGGGAGUGCCGAGCAGACAGAAGCACCCAGAGAAGAUAGACACAGCAUUCCAAACUGUUGCUAAGCAACAUCUGGAACGCACACAAGAUCAGUAGCAGGGUGAGAUCGGCAGAAAGACAAAAUCCUACACUAGAACCAUCACCAUACUGACAAGACCCCAAAGAUCAAAAAUUUAAGUGAUUUUGGACCAUGACUCAUGCCCGACUUUACAAAAAAAAAAGGUGCUCCAUUAUGAAGGGUUGUGACUGCAUGAAGGAAAUAAAAAAAAAAUAAAAAAAGGAAACAUUAUCUUUAAUUCCAAGAAAACACAAACCACAAAUACGGACAUGUGAUUUUGUUCAGAAAGGACUGUAUAAUGUUGAUUGCCUUUGAAUUAUGCAGACAUUUUUUUUUUCCAGGUCCAUGUCUGUAAAUAAGAAGUCCAUGGUUAAUAAUAUGCUCUCAUUCAAACAUAAUUAGGAGUCCUUUCCUCUGUUCUCUUGUACUGUUGGAUCAAAACUGCUUCCUUCAUACAGUACCUUGUUUUUCAUUGCAGUUUUCAGCAUAUUUUGUUGUAUUCUUAAUUUUGCAGAAUUGUAUCUACAGUAUAUCCUAAAGGGAAUAAAAUUAAUGUCAGAUAUCAAAAUGUAAUUUUGAGGCAUACCAUUUUAGGCUUCAAUUAAAUAUUGUUGCAUAAACCUUUAAUAGUAUAAAAAGUUUUUAAAUAUAUUACAUUAAAUUAUAGUACAUAGGUUUUUAAACUUGUUCUUACACUCCUAUUUUACAGUGUGCACAGUUUUAGUUUUCUUUCCUAUAUUUGCACCACCUAUAUAUCCUAGAGUGGGGAUCAUACCACUUCAUGCUAUACUUCAGGAGCCAAAAUAGAGGCUCCCUUAUAUGUUCUAUGUUAAAUUUUGUAUAUAUUGUGAAUGAAUAUUGUUUUUGUAUUUUAUUGUACCCUAAUGUAUCAAUGCAAUGUUUUGUAGACCCAGGACAUACUUGAAAACAAGAGAAAUCUCAAUGUAUGUUUCCUGGUAAAAUAUUUUAUAAAUAAAUAAUAUGUGAGUGUACGUCCUAACAACUACUUAUCUUUGGUAAAAUACUACACUAUAUUAUUUUAUUCUGUUUCACUCCUUUGAGAAUACCCACUACUAUAAGUAUUGCCUGCUGUCCCACUUUUACACUAUAUCCUGAGGCGGGGAUCAUUCCACCCAGGUGCUUUAGUUGGAGCUGAACUAAAUCUCUAUAAAAAAGGUGUGAGUACCUAUUUUACAUAUCAUUCCUUACUAAAAUGUAUCAACUUACUACACUAUCAGUUCCUACUUUUUCUUCUUAUCGUUACAUAUAUCUCGUAGGGACAACCCAGGCGCUACACCAACCCCUUUGCUUUUAUUGACUGUGAUUUUACUGGACUAGAGAGACACCGGAUCUGGGUGUUAUGCUGUCUUGAACUAUAUAAGUAAUUUACAAACACGGAGUAUCCUUUUUAUAUUUAUUAGUAAUGCUAUUGCUGAAUGUCUCAUGCCUGGAUUGUGGCAUGCACCAGCUCCCACUAACCAGAAAUGAUUUUGGCAUUGGCAUCCAAUUUCGGUUGCACCAUUCCAGAUUGGAUGCCACUGGCAGCAAUUGUGGUGGUGGUCUAUUGUUGAACUCCCUCACUAGUGAAUAAUCUGUCCUAAGCUAGGUCUGAGUGCAAUCGCAAAACUUGUUUUUUAAAGGCAAUUUAAACUGGCAAUUUUGCUCCAAGAGUGACAUACUUUCAGUAAACCAAUCUGUGAAAAUUCCAAAACUGAAAUGGGCAGGUCACCUAUCUGAAUGUAUAACUUCACAAACAUCCUACAAAUCCCAGCAUGUGUAAUAUUUCUGUACUUGGGAGCUGUACUUUGCAGAUUAUAAAUCUUGUGUCUUUACUGUAGUUGGACAUAGACUGGUGAGACACAUCAAAAACUGCACAAGUGUGAAAUACAGGAAAAAUACAUACAUUUGCACGUCUACAAUGCCCAACUAAUAAUGAGGUUUAUUGUAAUCGGGUGCUGUAGCUAAACCCAUUUGUUCUGCAAAAGUGCACAUUAGAGUUACAAUAUUACCUGUUAAAAUGCCAUGUUUGCCUCCCCCUCCCACAUUAAAAGCAAAUACACCUAAAAAUUAUCACUGUUCUAGUGGCAAGGCCAAGUUUUCCCUGCAGGCAGAUCCCCCACUGAUGACGUUAUUCCUCCUAGUAUAUCAUAGCAGAACAUGAGCAGCACAAGGCACUAGCUGAGAGCAUCAACUUAUCGCUCUCGUACAGUGAAUAACCCUUUGUGCAUAAAAAUUUGCACAUAACUGACAGCCAGUCCAGAACUCUUGUUCCGGGCUGCCUAACUAUGCCACAAUGAUGCCACCAGAAUUAUACUUCCAGCAUCAGAGGGGUUAAACUCUAUUUGUUCAGAAUUUCAUAUCUAAACACUACACAUACACUUCAGACACUAUGACCAUUCAAAUCACUUAAGCGCCCAUGGUGCUUUAAAGUAAAAAUCAGCAAGGCUGAGUGAUACAAUGGUUAAAGCAGCAUUAUCACAAACCCUUCCACCCCCCGAAAAAUGAAUCUUUAUGAAAUACAAAUUUUGACUAUGUUGGAAUUUCACUGAAAUAGGGACCACUUUGUCUCUAUAUUUCUCCUCUGCAGGAAAUUGGCUGUGUCUUGUGUGAUCCUCCAAAAACCUCAAUGCUGUAUUCUUGCGCGUGCAUUGACAUCAGCUCCUGGCUCUGAAGAGCACCCACCGGAUAAAGAUGGCCAUGCCCAUGAGGGCAAGAUUCAGUUAAGUAAAGGUUACCAAUACCUGCCCCAUGGCCACGGAACACCCAGUGGCGAUGUAAAAAUUUUUAAAAACAAGUUAAACAAUUGUAGCAUACGAUUUCAACAUUAAAAAUUGAGUCUGCACCUAAACUAGGCUUAAAGGAUCACUAUAGUGUCAGGAAAACGGUUUUCCUGACACUAUAGGGCCUGAGGGUGCCCCCACCCUCAGGGUCCCCCUCCCGUGGCGCUGAAGUAGUUAAAACCCCUUCAGCAGCUUACCUUAUUCCAGCACCGGGCUCCCUCGGCGCUCGUGACCUCUCCUCCCCCUGCCGACGUCAGCGGAGCUGAAUGCGCGGCAAGUGCCGCGCGUGCAUUCAAAGUGUCCAUAGGAAAUCAUUUCUCAAUGCUUUCCUAUGGACACUCUGCGUGAUGGAGGUGAAAUAUGCCUCCAGCGUCGUAGAUGCGCCUCUAGUGGCUGUCCGGAAGACAGCCACUAGAGGCUGGAUUAACCCCAAAUGUAAACAUAGCAGUUUCUCUGAAACUGCUAUGUUUGCAUCUGAAGGGUUAAAACCUGAGGGGCCUGGCACCCAGACCACUUAAUUGAGCUGAAGUGGUCUGGGUGACUAUAGUGUCCCUUUAAAAUUUGAAGUCAUAUGUCACUAGCCAGGGCUAAAAAUGUGAAGUCCUCUGCCACUAGCCAGCCCUUCAACAUUACCACUACAAGUCAUAGCAUAUUCACCAGGGUGAAUGUGCAUUUGCAUUUUUCUAUAUUGUCAUUUACUAAUGUCUAGUGGACAUUUUGAGGCCUCCUGUAGCAAAUACAAAUACAAUCUUGAAGAUGUGAAAGAGGGGUUAGUUGCCGACAACAGUAGAGUAGCCAAUUACAUCACUAUGGAGUAGACAAAACUCACAUUAGAAAUCUCAGCAGUAAAGUGAAGGGACAGUCUCUCUGAUGACCCUUGAAUUUGGCACACUGGGUGCCCCCUCUUUGGAAAUCACAAAAACUGGUCUCACCCUUAUUUCAAGAAAGUAUGCUCCAUUUUUUGCGAUUAGAUUUUUGUUAAGUCUGGGACCUAUUUAGAAUAUAAGUCAAUCACAACAAGCCAGAAAAGGAUCCACAGUUUUAGGUUCUUCAAUAAACUUGGCCAGUAAAAAAAGGGGUCUGAAUAAUAAAAAAAAAAAGUUUAUUUGAUAUCUUCCCAUCUGCUAUCUAUGGACCUCUAAAUACAUAUUUUGUAUAUUUAGUUUUACAUGAACUAAGAUGACUUCGUUUAGCAAUAUCCUUAUCAUAAACCAAAUUUCAGUAUUUUCACAUGUGUAGUAACAGUUUGUGGAUAUUCACACUGUAUAACCUGUUGGUGCGUUAUUUGCAUAUGGAAGCUGCAUUGGAGAAGUACAAGCAUGUUGAUAUCAUUACACUUUUGUAAUAAAAUGAGUUAUGG